AUGAUCGCCCAUGAGAACAGCAAGUGGAACGAUGUGCCCUGCAACUACAACCUGCCCUAUGUCUGCAAGAAGGGAACAGGUGAGAGGGAGAAAGAGGAAGGGAAGGAAGGGGGAGAGAAGGGGAGAGCGCCUGAGAAUGUGAAAGAGGGAAGAAUCGAGAGGGGAUGAAGAAAGAGAGGGGCUGAGAGUGUGAAAGGAAUCGAGCGGGGAAAAGAAUGAAAGAGAGUUGAAGAGGAGGUGAUAUCAUGUUUCUGCUGUGCUUUAAAUACAUUAAAUAAUACUUUAAAGUCUCCUGUAUGUUAGCGAGACCAUUUUAGCCUCUUCAAUCAGUCAGUCUGGACAAUAGGUUGACACAUUACAGCUCACCUCCAAGCCCAGUCAGCUCACCUGUAGCUGCGCUUCCCACUUCAGACAGCUCCUUUAAACCACUUCUACUGAUGGUUUUACUGUCAAACCAGGGGCUGAGAAUUUCUCAGAACAUUUAAUCUACAACAGAAUGAUCCUCCUUUGUCUGAAGCAUUGUUGGAAGAGUUUCACACAAAGUUUUGGGGUUGUCUGGUAAAGUUCCUUAGUCACAUGAUCAGGCCUCUGUGGAUCUGCUCUGUCAUGGUGCUGUGAGGAAUGUGAGAUGCCAGAGAAGCCAGGUCUCUUCCUCUGUGGGCUUAUUAGAGCUGAUGGUCCCUCAUUUGCAUUUGGGGCAGACAGAGAGACAGGGUAUUAAUAGCCAGACAGGUAGGGGUUUAUAGGUAGGUUGAGAUGGCUGGCCAGACUCCAGAACUGUGUUUAAGGAAAUGGAGGAUCAGGAGACUCUGGACUCACUGGUGGGUCACUGCUAGAUCAUUUUGGGUACUGAUUUAAAACUGGCCUCAGGCUAGAAACAGUAUUUUUUUCAUCUGAAUGGUCAAAAAAUAGUUUUAAAACUUGAGAUAAGUCACUCAUGCCACACAAAAGUUUGGGGACCACUACCCUAGAGUCAGAUCAACUUUCCACUGUGGAUGUGAAGGUAUUUACUCUUUAUGUUACAUGUAGUAUUUACAGAAUGUUAUUUCUCUCAUCAGAGGUGUAACCCAUAGCUGAUGACGGCAGGUAGCUUAGUGGUUAAGAGCGUUGUGCCAGUAACCGAAAGGUCGCUGAUUUUAAUCCCCGAGCCGACUAGGUGAAAAAUCUGUCGCUGUGCCCUUGAGCAAGGCGCUUAACCCUAAAUGCUCCAGUAAGUCGCUCUGGAUAAGAGCGUCUGCUAAAUGACAAAAAAAAAAUAAUAAUAAUAAUAAUAAUGACACACUGUCACAGGUCUAACUUAAUGCCUCCUACUGGGAAGCUGACCUUCAGUCAAUCAGUCAGUGGCAGCAUUCCAUCUUCAGCCCAACUAAACUCCUUCUUUACAGCAGAGAAUAUUCUGUCUUGAUUUCUACUGUUUAGUGGUGUUGUUCUGGGGUUUGCUGCUCAUCAGUGGCCGUAUGAUGUGAUUGGCUGUUAACUGGCGUGUGGCUGACGCUCAGGCCUGUCCCUCUUGAGAGAGAGCCAGGAAACAGUAUCCAAUCAGAGAUGCACAUCAUCUGGGUGAUUAGUGUUACCCAUAGUGCUGUGGGGCAGACCGCAGGCAGGCAUGAGUCACCCUGAUCAGGAGGAUGGGCCGUGGUGAAGGCCUCUGUCUGUCACAAACAGAGAGUAUUAUCAAAUACUCAAAUUAACUUGUUUUUAACUAGGACAGAGGAAUUUAUAACAGAUUUUUUCCGACAUAACAUAGGUACAGCAAAUCCCCUUAUUGUAUGGGACACCUUUAAAUGUGCCUUUAGAGGCCAUGCAAUUCAGUACUCAUCUCGAAAACAAAAGCAAUUUAGGUCAAAAGAGUCCACACUAACAAAGGAAAUAGAAGGUCUAACAGAACAGAUAGAUAGCAAUAAAAACUGUUACAUAGAGGCUCAGAAUAAAUUAGAGGAAAAACAAAAAGAAAUGGAGAAACUUAUUCAAGAAAGAUCAAGUGUAAUAUAUUAUAAAAAUAAAGCAAACUGGAUGGAAUGUGGGGAAAAAUGCACCAAAUUCUUUUUUAAUCUUCAACAUAGGAAUGCUACCAAAAAUAAUUUACUGAAACUGGUUACAAAUGACGGAGUCACCCAUGAUUCACCAAAUGAAAGUACUUUAAGUUUUCGUUUCAGUCGCCUCCAUCUCCUCUAACUGAAGCAAAUUGUAGAGAUUUUUUUUCUAUUGAUAAUGUAAAAUUAACAGCCAUACAGAAAUACUCAUGUGAAGGUGAAAUUACAGAGGAGGAACUUCUGGAUGCAAUUAUAGACUUUAAGUCUGGGAAAACUCCAGGGUUGGAUGGCAUACCAGUCGAGGUAUAUUAGCAUGUUUUAACCACUCCUAUGUAAAUGGUAGAUUUUCAGACGCUCAAGAAGAAGGUCUGAUUUCAUUAUUACUGAAACAGGAUACAAGUGGAAAAUAUAAAGAUCCAGUCCAUUAAAAAAAUUGGCGGCCCCUUACACUUCAGUGUUGUGAUGCAACAAUUCUAGCAAAAUGUAUAGCGCAUAGAAUUAAAAAGGUAUUGUCAGACAUUAUUCAUUCUAAUCAGACAGGUUUUUUACAUGGGCGAUACAUUGGAGAUAAUAUAAGGCAAGUACUGGAAACAAUAGAACUCUAUGAAAAAUCUGGGAAGCCAGGCCUACUAUUCAUAGCAGACUUCGAAAAGGCAUUUGAUAAAGUAUGACUGGGGUUUAUAUACAAAUACCUGGAGCAUUUCAAUUUUGGACAAUCUCUUAUAAAUUGGGUUACAAUCAUGUAUAGUAACACUAGGUGUAAAAUAGUAAAUAAUGGCUGUUUCUCAGAAAGUUUUAAACUGUCAAGAGGAGUGAAACAAGGUUGUCCACUAUCGGCAUUUCUAUUUAUUAUUGCCAUCGAGAUGUUAGCUAUUAAAAUCAGAUCCAACAAUAAUAUCAAGGGAUUAGAAAUCCAGGGCUUAAAAACAAAGGUGUCAUUGUACGCUGAUGAUUCAUGUUUUCUUUUACAUCCACAACUUGAGUCCCUCCACAGCCUCAUAGAGGAUCUAGAUACAUUUUCUAACCUCUCUGGAUUACAAUACAAUUUUUACAUUACCAUGUAGUUUACCAAUAAAAUGGUCUGAUGGUGAUGUGGAUACACUCGGAAUACAUAUCCCAAAUUAAAUAAAUGAUCUCACUCCAAAAAAAAUAAUAGAAAGUUAGCAAAAAUAGAUAAGAUCUUGCUACCAUGGAAAGGUAAAUACCUGUCAAUUUGUGGAAAAAUCACACUGAUUAACUCUUUAGUAUUAUCCCAGUCUUGCCUACGCCUAGCGAACUGUUUUUUAAAUUAUAUGAGAAAAUAAUAUUCCAUUUUAUUUGGAACGGCAAGCCAGACAAAAUUAAACGGGCCUAUUUAUAUAAUGAAUAUGAAUUAGGAGGACAGAAAUUAUUAAAUACUAAAAGCUUCAGUCAUACAAAAAUUAUACUUAAAUCCGAACUGGUUCUCUAGCAAACUAGUAAGAUUGUCUCACCCAAUGUUCAAGAAGGGACUUUUUCCCUUUAUUCAGAUUACAACCCCUCACUUUCAGGUAUUUGAAAAUAAAAUAAUCUCCCAAAUAUCACUCUUUCUAAAACAAGCCAUAGAAAGUUGGUUGCAAUUUAAAUUUAAUCCUCCAGAAAUGACAGAACAAAUAUUGCAACAAAUAUUGUGGUUAAAUUCAAAUAUACUAAUUGAUUUAAAAAAACGUACUCUUUUGAGAAAAAAAAAAAAAAAAAAGGUAUAAUCAUCGUAAAUGACAUUAUCGGUAGGAAUGGUGGAGUUACAGUGGGGGAAAAAGCAUUUAGUCAGCCACCAAUUGUGCAAGUUCUCCCACUUAAAAAGAUGAGAAAGGCCUGUAAUUUUCAUCAUAGGUACACGUCAACUAUGACAGACAAAUUGAGAAAAUGUUUUCCAGAAAAUCACAUUGUAGGAUUUUUAAUGAAUUUAUUUGCAAAUUAUGGUGGAAAACAAGUAUUUGGUCACCUACAAACAAGCAAGAUUUCUGGCUCUCACAGACCUGUAACUUCUUCUUUAAGAGGCUCCUCUGUCCUCCACUCGUUACCUGUAUUAAUGGCACCUGUUUGAACUUGUUAUCAGUAUAAAAGACACCUGUCCACAACCUCAAACAGUCACACUCCAAACUCCACUAUGGCCAAGACCAAAGAGCUGUCAAAGGACACCAGAAACAAAAUUGUAGACCUGCACCAGGCUGGGAAGACUGAAUCUGCAAUAGGUAAGCAGCUUGGUUUGAAUAAAUCAACUGUGGGAGCAAUUAUUAGGAAAUGGAAGACAUACAAGACCACUGAUAAUCUCCCUCGAUCUGGGGCUCCACACAAGAUCUCACCCGUGGGGUCAAAAUGAUCACAAGAACGGUGAGCAAAAAUCCCAGAACCACACGGGGUGACCUAGUGAAUGACCUGCAGAGAGCUGGGACCAAAGUAACAAAGCCUACCAUCAGUAACACACUACGCCGCCAGGGACUCAAAUCCUGCAGUGCCAGACGUGUCCCACUGCUUAAGCCAGUACAUGUCCAGGCCCGUCUGAAGUUUGCUAGAGUGCAUUUGGAUGAUCCAGAAGAGGAUUGGGAGAAUGUCAUAUGGUCAGAUGAAACCAAAAUAUAACUUUUUGGUAAAAACUCAACUUGUCGUGUUUGGAGGACAAAGAAUGCUGAGUUGCAUCCAAAGAACACCGUACCUACUGUGAAGCAUGGGGGUGGAAACAUCAUGCUUUGGGGCUGUUUUUCUGCAAAGGGACCAGGACGACUGAUCCGUGUAAAGGAAAGAAUGAAUGGGGCCAUGUAUCGUGAGAUUUUGAGUGAAAACCUCCUUCCAUCAGCAAGGGCAUUGAAGAUGAAACGUGGCUGGGUCUUUCAGCAUGACAAUGAUUCCAAACACAUCGCCCGGGCAACGAAGGAGUGGCUUCGUAAGAAGCAUUUCAAGGUCCUGGAGUGGCCUAGCCAGUCUCCAGAUCUCAACCCCAUAGAAAAUCUUUGGAGGGAGUUGAAAGUCUGUGUUGCCCAGCGACAGCCCCAAAACAUCACUGCUCUAGAGGAGAUCUGCAUGGAGGAAUGGGCCAAAAUACCAGCAACAGUGUGUGAAAACCUUGUGAAGACUUACAGAAAACAUUUGACCUGUGUCAUUGCCAACAAAGUGUAUAUAACAAAGUAUUGAGAAACUUUUGUUAUUGACCAAAUACUUAUUUUCCACCAUAAUUUGCAAAUAAAUUCAUUAAAAAUCCUACAAUGUGAUUUUCUGGAAUUUGAUUUCUCAUUUUGUCUGUCAUAGUUGACGUGUACCUAUGAUGAAAAUUACAGGCCUUUCUCAUCUUUUUAAGUGGGAGAACUUGCACAAUUGGUGGCUGACUAAAUACAUUUUUUCCCCCACUGUAACUCCACCAUUCCUACCGAUAAUGUCAUUUAUCAGGAGCAUGCCCAGGCGUUGUAGGGAGGUCAUACAGGCACGUGGAGGCCACACACACUACUGAGCCUCAUUUUGACUUGUUUUAAGGACAUUACAUCAAAGUUGGAUCAGCCUGUAGUGUGGUUUUCCACUUUAAUUUUGAGGGUGACUCCAAAUCCAGACCUCCAUGGGUUGAUACAUUUGAUUUCCAUUGAUAAUUUUUGUGUGAUUUUGUUGUCAGCACAUUCAACUAUGUAAAGAAAAAAGUAUUUAAUAAGAUUAUUUCAUUCAUUCAGAUCUAGGAUGUGUUAUUUUAGUGUUCCCUUUAUUUUUUUGAGCAGUGUACAUAUAUGCGAUAAAAAAAGAAGAAAAAAACAUAUGGCGGAUUGGAAGUGAUGCAGACAAUUACAUUGAUGGAAGUUACAAUCUAUCUGCAAUAUUAAAGCUGAUCUACCCCCCAAAAAAAUUAAAACAAAUACCAAAAUUCUCAUUCAUAUAAAGUUCAAAAUAUUCUCUUACACACACACCUCAAGUCCAGGCCAGCGCACCCUGGUCCUUUGGAGCAGUUGGGUCAGAUGUCCCCUGGAACUCCUGGAACAUCUGCCUCUGUCUCUGCCUCUACAUGCCUUUUACCAAUUAUACUUCCUCUCCUGCACCUUUCCUCUGGGGACAGAGAAGCAGCUCACCCUGACACCCCUGUGGACCAAUUAGUGAGGGUAGUGUGUACGGCCCAGUACAUCACCGCGGCCCCCUUUUGUAGGCCCGCGGACCAAUUGGUAGGCCUUGCGGUCUGAUGCCAAGCAGUGAUGCAGCCAGUCGAGAUGCUCUCAAUGGUGCAACUGUAUAACUUUUUGAGGAUCUGAGGGCCCAUGCCAAAUCUUUGAACUCAGGAUCUCAACUUACUGUUGAGCGUUAGAAUAAUGGAAUGCACAAGGUGCAAUUUCUACAUUUUGUAGUGCAUCACUCAAUUAGCCUAUGUCAGCUACAUUUUUUUAGAUCGGAAAGUUAGUCUAGCGGCCAGCUAUCUAAACUUGUAGUAGGCAUGGUUGAAUUACCAACCGGGGUGGGGCCCAUUGAUGAAUAUGCUUGCGUGUUGUUUGUGUAAACAUGCCCACCUCACCCCAGUCUAAUCUGCUGAGACAUGAUAGCCUCUAGGUGUAGCUUCAGCCCACAGGGCUCGGAAAGUGCUGGAUGGAUCCAGGCUCUAACUGUCUUCAGAUUUCAAAAGAACACUACAUCAGCCUGACACACUCCUGCCCACCUGCCAGCCAUCCCCAACCUAGACCCAGUCAGUAAGAGCAUAUCUGGAUUGUGUUAUCGAGUGCCAUGCCUGGUCCUGUGUCUAUUGAUCUGUUGACACAGCCGCACGGUAGUGUCAGUAAUGUUCCUCCUAGUCUCUGCUACUGCACACUGAACACAGUGAGUAAUAAACUGUGGUUUUCUGAUUGGCUGAAUUGAAGGUGUGAGCCGUAGCAGCAAUCACUGUACUGGCAGUCUAAACAAACCCUGUUAACACAAUUUAGAAAUUCUUAGCACUAUUAAAAGUGGGGUAAUCUGAUAUGGCUGGCCAUUAUUAAGGUGUAUAAUAAUAUGGCUAAGUAAUAUCAUGGCUAUGUGGUUAGGGUAGCUCAGUUGGUAGAGCAUGGCACUUGCAAUGUCAGGAUAGUGGGUUUGAUUCCCGGGACCAUCCAUACGUGAAAUGUAUGCACACAAGACUGUAAGUCGUUUUGGAUAAAAGUGCCUGCUAAAUGUCAUAUGUUAUUAUAUUGUAAUAGCCUACAGGUAAUAAAGUAGAAUCUAUGGCACUAUGGUUGUGACUAGUAUGUGCUUUUUGCACCUUAGCUGUAAAUCACACCGCUGUAUUGUGGCCCCUUAGAGCUUACUCCAGUAUUGAGAUAAUGAAGUUAAAACGACUUGUUUUGAGUUGAUCUCCCUCACCCAGAAAAUGCAUUUACUUGUUUGGGGCCGUACUGCAUUUACAGACCAGACCUCCCACUGGAGCCGUGCUGCAGUUACAGACCAGACCUCCCACUGGGGUUAGUUAAUGUACUGAGGGCUUUAGGUUUGAACUGCAGGGCUGCCAUCUAGGGAAUGACAGAGGUACUGCACCUUCAUCCCCAGUCACCCCUCCUCAUCCUUCGUCUCUCAUUCAUCCCCCUUCUAAUCCGGCCAAUGAGAAUCAAGUGUGGGUGUAUUCCUAACACCUGUCACACAUUGUGGCCCCUAAGGCCCCUGUCCCCUCAAAAAUAGUUUGUGUAGGAUGAAAUUACCCCUACACACUGAUCGAAGGUCACACUGACCCACUGACCUUUCAGCUCUGGCUAGAACUUCCCCAUAGGCAUAGAUCUAGGAUCAGUUUACCCUCCAUCAAAUCUAACAUUCAAUAUUCAGGAGGAUAACAGAAAAUCGAGGUCUCAUGGGGGACAGGGGCAUAAAAAGGACAUGCACCCAGGCAAAGAAUGACUGUGUGUAUGGAUGUACACGACUGUGAAUGCUGGUAAUAGACAUCAUAUUAUGACCUCAUGUCCCACUCAUCCAUUACUGUGUUUAUAUCUAUCUAUCUAUCUAUCUAUCUAUCUCUCUCUCUCUCUCUCUCCUCUCUCUCUCUCUCUCUCCUCUCUCUCCCUCUCUCUCUCUCUCUCUCUCUCUCUCUCUCUCUCUCUCUCUCUCUCUCUCGCUCUCGCUCUCUCCCCCCCCCCCCCCGUUUUGGCAGUGCUGUGUGGGAACCCACCCAAUGUGGAGAACGCCUUUCUGAUUGGCCGUAAGCGGCCCCACUAUGACAUUCAUUCAGUGGUGCGUUACCAGUGUGCAGACGGGUUCCUCCAACGUCACGUCCCCACGGCCAAGUGUCGCGCCAACGGCAAGUGGGACCGGCCCAAGAUCAUCUGCACAAAGUGUGAGUGACCAAGACCAUUAAAGGGUUACGUUUUAUCUCUAUGGGGUUAAUGCUCAAACAACAGGAGAGGAAUGGACACUUAAAGUUAGAUCGAAUUCAUUAGGAGUACAAGACUCUCUUUUGACCAACUUUUCAUCAGAUAGAGGUUGUGUGAUGAUGGUAAUGUCAUUUUAAUGUAGAUAAAACUAAGUUCUAGCUCUUUUUUCUGUGAGAUUGACAGCAGAGGUUUGGAGGACUGCCAGAAAACACCAAGAAGAAACAUUUGAUUUUACUAUCCUCCCAUAGAGUAAUAAAACUCACUCUGCAGAACAAUGGCAACAUUUCUUUAUGACAGCAGGAUCUUUCAUAUUGUAGGAUCAAUAGCAAACUCUUAUUUCUCAUUUCACCUUUCAAGCUGUGAUGUUUAUUCGGCUGUUACUGACAUAAUGAAUUGCUUCUGUUUAAAGUGAAAAUAUGGAGCCUUAUUAAUUUUUUUAUUCUGUGCAUUUUGAGUGUUGUUUUCCUGCUAUAGUCGUUUGUUAGUCAUCAUUAUCCUGGCAAGGUAGACUUUUUGUUGACAAACCCAAACCAGGACCAACAAAUCAAAUUUGGCAGCACAACAUAGGAAGGAAGUGGCUUACUCAGGCUGUGAGUGGGAGAACAGUCCUAUGCUAAUACAUGUAGAGAGCUCGGCGCCCACACUGUUCAAUGUAAAGUAGAGUAGAUUAGACACUCAGGGCUGAGUGGCUGAUGUUGAGCACUGUAUAUCUGUGGUGUUGACUUUUCCCCCCCCCCCCCCCCCCCCCCCCCCUCAUAUUCCUCUCUCACUCCAUCUCAUCCUUGACUCUACCCCGUCGCCACCGCUCUACCUGCCACACACCCCUCUACUCCCUCUCAUCCGGUCUCGACUCUCUCUUACCCCUCACUCCUCCACUUUCACCCCCUUUCACCCCCUUCUCUCCCUCUCUCUUACCCCUCACUCCUCCACUUUCACCCCCUUCUCUCCCUCUCUCCCUCUCUCUAGCCCGGCGAGCCCACCGAUACAGACGUCACCAUGAUCACAACGGGCGACGGGAGCGUAAAAAGCACAAUAAACACAGCCAUGGACACGGAGAGGGAGGCCACCACGGAGGGGACCAGGGCCACAGGCACGGCCAUGGACACAGAGGCCACCACGGCGGGGACCAGGGCCACAGGCACAGGCAUGGGCACGCUCAUGCCCACAUCUGA
This is a messenger RNA of Coregonus sp. 'balchen', 9516 nucleotides long. NCBI's taxonomy places the organism in Eukaryota, Metazoa, Chordata, Actinopteri, Salmoniformes, Salmonidae. The record is from the annotation of a GenBank genome assembly.